ACCUUUUGAUUUAUUUUAGGUGGAAAUUAAUCAUGAUUCGACUGACGACUUUAGUUGCAAAAUUUAAACCGCAGAUUAUCAAAAGAUUUGCUCAGAAUAAUGCAGCUGUAUUUCAGCAUAGGUUUUACAGCAUGCCUGGAACUUCAGAACCUUUCCUGAGUGGAAGUAAUUCAAAUUAUCUUGAGGAAAUGUAUUAUGCCUGGCUUGAAAAUCCAAAGAGUGUACAUAAGUCCUGGGAUGCAUUUUUCAAAAAUUCCAAUAUGACGGCACCAGGAACAUCGUCAGACAGCCCACCCUUUCAAUCUUUAGUUCAGAGUCAAGGGAGAACACAAACUGCCGCAAAAGUUGAGAAACUGAUUGAAGAUCAUCUUGCAGUACAGUCAUUGAUAAGAACAUAUCAGAUCCGUGGGCAUACUGUGGCUCAGCUGGAUCCAUUGGGAAUCCUAGAUGCAGACCUGGACUCGUGUGUUCCAAUUGAUUUAAUUACUUCCAUGGAUAAACUUGGAAACUACGGACUUUGUGAAUCUGACUUGGAUAAAGUUUUCCGACUGCCUACAACGACCUUCAUUGGGGGAAAUGAAUCUGCAGUUUCAUUGCGUGAAAUAAUAAGAAGAUUAGAGGAUGCCUACUGUCGACAUAUUGGCUUGGAGUACAUGUUUAUAAAUGAUGUGGAACAAUGCCAGUGGAUCAGACAGAUGUUUGAAACACCAAAUAUCUUGCAGUUUACCAACAAAGAAAAAAGAAGGCUAUUGGGUCGUUUGAUCCGUUCAACAAGGUUUGAAGAAUUUCUCGCAAGAAAAUGGUCUUCUGAGAAGCGGUUUGGUGUGGAAGGAUGUGAGGUGUUAAUUCCUGCCUUGAAGACCAUCAUUGACGUAUCUAUUUCAAUGGGAGUAGACAAUGUAAUCAUGGGAAUGCCACACAGAGGCCGGUUAAAUGUGUUGGCUAAUGUAAUUCGGAAGGAUUUGGAACAGCUUUUCUGCCAAUUUGACCCAAAAUUGGAAGCUUCAGAGGAGGGAUCAGGAGAUGUUAAAUACCACCUUGGUGUAUAUCAGGAAAGGGUCAAUCGAACAACCAACAAACACAUAAUCAUGUCACUUAUGGCAAAUCCUUCACAUUUGGAAGCAGUCAAUCCAGUGGUACAGGGUAAAACCAAAGCCGAGCAGUUUUAUCGUGGAGACACUACAGGACAAAAGGUGAUGUCCAUCCUUCUCCAUGGUGAUGCUGCUUUUGCUGGCCAGGGCAUUGUGUACGAAACAUUUCAUCUUAGUGAUCUCCCAUCGUAUACCACACACGGUACGAUCCAUGUAGUUGUCAAUAAUCAGAUUGGGUUCACCACAGAUCCUCGUGUGGCUCGCUCAUCUCCUUACCCUACUGAUGUUGCACGUGUUGUGAAUGCACCAAUUUUUCAUGUUAAUGGUGAUGAUCCAGAAGCAGUGAUCUAUGUAUGUAAAGUAGCUGCAGAGUGGAGGAGCACACACAAUAAGGAUGUCGUUAUCGAUCUGGUUUGCUAUCGUAGAAGGGGACACAAUGAAGUGGAUCAACCCAUGUUUACACAGCCUCUCAUGUACAAACAGAUUCAACAACAAGUGCCUGUUGUGAAGAAGUAUGCUGAUCAAUUGAUAUCAGAAGGAGUUCUAACAUUACAGGAGUUUGAGGAGGAAGUAGCAAACUAUGAUAGGAUUUGUGAGGAAGCUUACACCAGAGCAAAAGAUGAGAAAAUUCUUCAAAUCAAAGAGUGGCUGGAUUCCCCUUGGCCAGGUUUCUUCGAUCAGAAUGGAGAACCGAAAAGUAUGACUUGUCCUCCAACAGGCAUUACUGAGGAUGUCCUGGAUCAAAUUGGGAAUAUAGCUAGUUCAGUGCCAGUUGAAAAUUUUAUCAUUCAUCGAGAGCUAUGUAUUAUUUUUUUUCCAGGUUUGUCUCGCAUUUUGAAAGGACGAGCAGAGAUGAUUAAGGAUCAAGUGGUCGAUUGGGCCCUGGCAGAGUACAUGGCAUUUGGUUCUUUACUGAAAGAAGGAAUACAUGUGAGGCUUAGUGGACAAGAUGUUGAACGAGGUACCUUCAGUCAUCGCCAUCAUGUAUUACAUGAUCAAGAGGUAGAUAAGAAGACCUGUGUGCCAAUGAACCAUUUGUGGCCAAAUCAAGCACAUUAUACAGUGUGUAACAGUUCGCUUUCAGAAUUUGGUGUCUUGGGUUUUGAGCUUGGAUUUGCUAUGGCAAAUCCUUAUGCUCUGGUCUGUUGGGAGGCUCAGUUUGGUGAUUUUUACAACACAGCGCAGUGCAUUUUGGAUCAAUUUAUAAGCUCGGGCCAAACAAAGUGGAUCAGAAAUAAUGGAAUUGUGCUCCUUCUACCCCACGGAAUGGAGGGGAUGGGUCCAGAACAUUCUUCAGCUAGACCAGAACGAUUCUUGCAGAUGAGUAAUGAAAAUUCAGAUGUAUAUCCUAGUUAUACGGAAGACUUUGAAGUAAAGCAACUGUUUGACUGUAACUGGAUUAUAGUAAACUGCUCCACACCAGCAAGCUACUUUCAUGUGUUGAGGAGGCAGAUCCUGUUACCAUUUAGGAAACCGUUGAUCAUCUUCACGCCAAAAUCUUUGCUAAGACACCCCGAGGCCAAGUCAUCUUUUGAUGAAAUGGCUACAGGUACAAGAUUCCAACGAAUCAUCCCAGACGCAGGGGUUGUAUCAGAUAAUCCAAAUGAAGUGAAGAGACUGGUUUUCUGCACUGGCAAAAUUUAUUAUGAGCUUGCAAAGGAAAGGAUAAACAGAAAUAUGGAGAAAGAAGUGGCCAUCAUCAGAUUGGAGCAGUUAUCCCCAUUUCCAUUUGACCUAUUGAAAAGGGAAACUGGGAAAUAUCCUAAUGCUGAAAUUAUCUGGUGCCAAGAGGAGCACAAAAACAUGGGCUACUACGACUAUGUGAAGCCUCGAUUCAAAACACUAUUGCAUUAUGAAAAAUCUGUUUGUUAUGUUGGGCGUGAACCUGCAGCUGCACCGGCCACAGGUAACAAGAAUGCUCACCUUGUAGAGCUGCAGCGAAUCCUGGACAGGUGUUUCAACUUCUAAACAUCUGGGACCGUGCUUUCUUAGGUCUUUCUUCAUCAGGUCAUAUAAAAUCCUGUGGACAUUGAAUUAGGUGUUAUUUCAAGGACAUUGAAUCUUACUGUGGUGGAAAAAAAUAUUACUCAAGUAAUUACUGUUCAUUUGUAUUGUCUUUAUUGCUGUCGUUCAUGUAAAUGUGAACAUUUUCAGUUAUUUUCUACUUUACUAUUAAGUUGGGGAAGUAAAAUACCACUUUAUGCAAAUUGAGGACCAGAUAAGAGUAUAUUCUUGAGUUGAUUUAUAUAUUACAAUUGUUUCUUAAUGCCAGCUAUAAAAAAUAUAUUACUGUUUCUCUAUAAUUUCAAAUAUUACCCUUUUGGGCUUCCUAUAAUAAUAUACCAUCAUAAUGUCAGCACUUAACUUUCUUGAUCUUCAAUUGUACAUGCAACAUUGCUAAUUUGCCCAUAAGGAAAUGGGAUACAAUGGCACAUGCUUCAUUCAUAAAGAAUAUUAUCUCUCUGCUCUCAGUGCAAUGAUGUGAUCAAUGGAGUGUACAAAUAGUGAUUUUAAAAUGUAACAUGUUCCAUUUGUGAUGAAAGACCUAGUGCAAUUUCAUCGUUUGUUGGAGAAAAAUUGCAUCUUCAAGUUUUAGAUUGACAAUCGCAUCUAUCAUCAAUGAAAGCACAAUUAUUCUAGGAGGGUUAUGCAUUUAUUGGAAAGGCUAGGCAAAGGAGAUUUACAUCAAAUCAACAAUACAAAACUAUUCAUUAUACUACUUGAUCUUAACCCAUCAAGAAAUAGGGACCAUUGAAGCACCUUUAGAAUAUAGGGAUAUUGAUUAAAACACUACCGUAUAUAAUUGUAAGUAACAAUUUAUCUGUCAAUAUAAUUGACCUGAAAAAUGCUAACAACGCAUGUAAAUGAAUAUUCUUCAUCUUUGCUUGUGGAAGAAAUCCUACAUUCCAUGGUUCAUUAUGCAGCAUUCUAUUUAAUUUCCAAAUUAGAUAGAUGAAUGUCUUUCUGAUCAAGUCACUGCCCUGCUAAAAAAAAUAAAAAAUUGGGGCGGUUUCAGCUAGCUUUAGAAGGGGUGCUAAUUAUCCUUUGUUAAAAUAUACAAAAUAAUAAGAUUUAUGUUUAAAUAUAGCUGAAUCCCUUAUUUUGUAAGUGAGGCAAGAUGCUAAUUUCUAAAUUUAAGAACAAAGUUGAACUUGCAAUUUGAGAUUGCAGAUCUUGCACCUUCAUAUAAAUGUUACCACAGUUUAUGUUGUGUAAUUGGUUACCAUUGCAGCAGCAGAGUUAGGUGAAGGUUAAUUGGAUAGGGAGUUGCUACAAAACUUUAUCUUUAUUUGUCACAGCAUGGAGCUGUAAAUGUAAUCUCACAGUGUGUGUCAGGAUUGGGAGCAAGGCAUAUUUUGAUUUCUAAUGUCACUCUCAGCUAACAUUGAAUAACCUCAAAUAGCAAAAUAAUUGUCUACGAUACUGCAAAGCUCUUACAGUAAUGAGGUGUUUCAGCUUGUGAGAAAAGUCCAAAAAAUAAAUCUGCAGGAGAAACUGUUAAUAAAUGUUCACUUUCAGUGGAAUGGAGGUGAUUAAAUCAAGUUGGCACUUUCUGAAAAUUAGCACUUGGCCAGCGCAGUUUACAUUGUAUGCAUUAAUGUAAUGCAUAAUAAAAAAUUAUAUUAGAGCAUAACUAUAUUUUUGUUUGUUAAAUUUAGCAAAAAAAAUUGAUGUAAAUAUAAACUGAUUUUACUUGUUUAAACCAAGAAAUAUUGCUUAUUGUCAAAGAAGUAUCAACGAUCCAAUGGUGACUCUACAAUGUAUGUGAGGCAAGUGAUGGAAACGCCAGCUCUGCAUAUGUCGGAGAAUAAGAAGUAAUUGACAAACAAUGUUACAUAAAAGAUUGAUGCAGCUAUGCAGAAUUUACAAUGUAUUUCCAUUGUUGGUAGGGGAUUGGUUAAUUUUAAGCUUGUUUGUAUUAUUAUCAUAUAGCUGUGAGAUGGAUCUGCAUUGAACUAUUGGUCAGUCCGUUUCUUCAUGGUGUGCAUUAAAGUCUUUUUUUAAUCA
Amblyraja radiata (thorny skate) is the source of this 5099-nucleotide messenger RNA. RefSeq names its product oxoglutarate dehydrogenase L. Gene Ontology annotation, biological process: tricarboxylic acid cycle. Bases 33 to 3059 code for a protein of 1008 amino acids. The transcript is spliced from 22 exons. Gene Ontology annotation, cellular component: mitochondrion; oxoglutarate dehydrogenase complex. The record is from RefSeq and is a predicted model, not a curated record. Gene Ontology annotation, molecular function: thiamine pyrophosphate binding; oxoglutarate dehydrogenase (succinyl-transferring) activity. Lineage: Eukaryota; Metazoa; Chordata; Chondrichthyes; Rajiformes; Rajidae.